Messenger RNA from Candida dubliniensis CD36, 1116 nucleotides. RefSeq names its product methionine aminopeptidase. Lineage: Eukaryota; Fungi; Ascomycota; Pichiomycetes; Serinales; Debaryomycetaceae. The record is from RefSeq and is a predicted model, not a curated record. Gene Ontology annotation, molecular function: metalloaminopeptidase activity. The transcript has a single exon. Gene Ontology annotation, biological process: proteolysis. Bases 1 to 1116 code for a protein of 371 amino acids.
AUGGCAUCUAUUUGUGCAGCACCACAUUGUGGCAAAGAAACCGACUCAGCCUUGAAAUGUCCUGUUUGUUUGAAAGACGGCGUUUCUAGUGUAUUUUGCAAUCAGAAUUGUUUCCGUUCCAGUUGGGCAAUCCAUAAAGGCAUCCAUAAGGCAGAAGAUGGGUCUGAAGAUUACAACCCAUUUCCAAAUUUUGAGUUUACUGGUGACUUGAGACCUCAUUAUCCUUUAACGCCAAGGAGAGCCGUUCCUAAGCAUAUUAAAUUGCCUGACUACGCCCAACAUGGUAAACCAAUCAGUGAAAUUAAAAACGAUAGAAUUGGUAAAAUCCCCAUUUUGACACCAAAAGAAAUCGAAAAAAUUAGAAAAGUUACUAAAAUAGCCAGAGAAGUUUUGGACAUUACUGCUAGUCAUGUUAAACCAGGAAUCACCACUGAUGAAUUAGACGCAAUUUUGCAUAAAGAAUGUAUAAAAAGAAAUGCUUAUCCAUCGCCUUUAAACUAUUACAAUUUCCCUAAAUCAUUGUGCACAUCAGUUAAUGAAGUUAUUUGUCAUGGUAUACCAGACAAAACCAAGUUACAGGAUGGCGAUAUUAUAAAUUUGGAUGUUACUAUAUAUUAUCUUGGAUUCCAUGCUGAUCUUAAUGAAACUUAUUACGUUGGAGACAAAGCAAAAUGCAAUCCAGAAUUAGUCAAUUUGGUUGAAACCACUAGAGAGUGUCUUGAUUUGGCUAUUAAACAUGUAAAGCCAGGAAUUGCCUUUAGAGAAUUGGGUAAUAUCAUUGAAAAACAUGCAAGUGAGAACAAUUGUUCCGUUGUACGUACAUAUUGUGGCCAUGGUUGUGGGACAUUAUUUCAUUGUCAACCUAAUAUUCCUCAUUACGCCAAAAAUAAGGCUAUUGGAAUUGCUAAGCCAGGUCAAGUAUUUACUAUAGAACCAAUGCUUAAUGUUGGAACAUACAAAGAUUUGUCGUGGCCCGACAAAUGGACAGCCGUCACCCAAGAUGGUAAAUGCUCUGCUCAGUUUGAACAUAUGUUAUUGGUAACAGAAGAUGGGUGUGAAGUAUUGAGUGCCAGAACAGAAACGUCACCAGGCGGACCUGUACCCAGAAUAAACUAG